UUCUUCGAACAAUCGGAUCAAUCCUCAAAGAUUGCGAAACUCGAGGCUAGAUUGGUGGGCAAGCCUUCAUCUACAGUUGUCACGCAGCCCCAAGUCCAGGCGCAGCUGAAUUCAUGGUCUACCCCUGCCAAGUUUGGAGGGAAUCCCGAUAGUCUGCCCGAUUCUCUGCUUGAUAGUGAUGAUUCUGAUGAUGAUGAUAAUGGAGGAGCUUUUCUCAUACAAGCAAACACUCAAAAACGACGUAAAGUUGAAGAAGGUUGCAGCGCUACUUUAGUCGAACAUGUUGAGGAUAGUAAUUUUUCAGGGAAUAUACACUUGUCAGCAACUGAUGCUAGGCAAAAGACCAUAGAAGCUGUAGACUCGAACAAGGUAGGUGCUGAAGUAAAUAAAAGAAAACAAGGACGUGGUAGGGCUAAUUCUGCUUCAGGUAGAGGCCGUGGUCGAGUUACUGACCAGGCAAGAAAUCAGACGAUUUCUCCAUCAAACGGUCAGGUCGAAAAUUCACAUCACAAGGAUGAGUUCUUUAAAGAGCAGCUGAGGCAGGAUGGCCACUCUUCAACGGAGGAUGAAGUGACUUCCUUGCGUACAAAGGUUGCAAUACUGGAGGAAGAGCUGAAAAAAUCGCACGAAGAGGCCUCUGAUUAUCGCAAUGAGUGUGAGCGCCUUGAAAAGGAGCUCAAGGAUUUCAAAGAUUAUGAGCAGCAGAUGAAGCCAAAGAGAAUAAAAGUGAUAUCUGACUUAUUGAUAUCUGUAUCAAAAGCUGAGAGACACGAGGCGAGGAUGAAAGUACGCCAAGAUUCCUUGAGACUUGGCAAUGUGGGGGUGGUCAGAGCUGGGACAAUCAUAUCCGAAGCAUGGGAGGAUGGGCAAACACUAAAGGAUCUCAAUGCUAACCUUAGGAGAUUGUUGGACAAUAAGGAGGCCAUUGAGAGGCAGAGGAAAUCCCUGAAGAAACGCCAGCCUGAUAAAGGCGACACAAGUGAAACCGAGGAUGGUUUUCAAGAAGAAGAUGUUCUCAUUCAGGAUGAAAUAUUUAAGUCCCGUCUGGCUAGCAUCAAGCGUGAGGAGGAAACAGUAAUGCGUGAAAGAGAGCGCUAUGAAUUGGAGAAAGGAAAACUUAUACGUGAAAUGAAACGUUUAAGAGAUGAGGAUGGCUCUCGUUUCAACAAUUUUCAGAUACUGAAUCAUCGUUAUGCUCUCUUAAACCUUCUUGGCAAAGGAGGAUUUAGUGAGGUUUAUAAGGCUUUUGACUUGGUGGAACAUAGAUAUGUUGCCUGUAAGCUUCAUGGUCUGAACGCGCAGUGGAGUGAAGAUAAGAAGCAGAGCUAUAUACGACAUGCGAUCAGGGAAUACAACAUUCACAAGACGCUGGUUCAUCACCAUAUAGUUCGGCUUUGGGACAUUUUUGAGAUUGAUCAAAACACAUUCUGCACUGUCCUGGAAUAUUGCAGCGGCAAGGAUCUCGAUGCAGUUCUUAAAGCAACACCUUCACUGCCAGAGAGAGAAGCUAGGAUCGUUAUUGUCCAGAUAUUUCAAGGCCUUGUUUACCUUAAUAAAAGAUCACAAAAAAUUAUUCAUUACGAUUUGAAGCCUGGAAAUGUUCUAUUCGAUGACUUGGGUAUUGCUAAAGUCACAGACUUUGGUCUUAGCAAGAUUGUGGAGGAUGAUGUCGGAUCCCAAGGCAUGGAACUUACGUCUCAGGGCGCUGGAACUUAUUGGUAUUUGCCUCCUGAAUGUUUUGAGCUAAGUAAGAUACCUCUCAUUUCCUCAAAGGUUGAUGUUUGGUCUGCGGGUAUUUUAUUGUACCAAAUGCUGUUCGGAAAACGGCCAUUUGGGCACAACCAAACUCAAGAGCGAAUAUUGCGUGAAGAUACGAUUAUCAAAGCUCGUAAAGUUGAAUUUCCCUCAAGACCAUCUGUAUCAAAUGAGGCAAAGGAAUUUAUUCGUCGGUGUCUAACAUAUAAUCAAGCAGACAGACCCGAUGUUUUAGCUAUUGCUCAAGAUCCAUACCUAAACUAUACAAAAAAAUGAUGAUGAACUGGUCUAUGUGGCAAGAAGACAACACUGUCAUAACUUUCAAGGGUGGAAUUUUUUGUAUAGUGAUAAAAGCCUUGUGACUUUUGUUUAUUACAAACCUAAGGCGUUUGUUUUCAAUUAAUAUUUGUUUCCUGUAAAACUUCAUUUUGUAUGAAAGAAGUACAUGUUUUGCACUAAAGAAAUCAUCAAAGAGGAGAAGAUAUUGUGCCAUCUUCUAUAAUUUUA
Messenger RNA from Erythranthe guttata (spotted monkey flower), 2262 nucleotides. The record is from RefSeq and is a predicted model, not a curated record. Lineage: Eukaryota; Viridiplantae; Streptophyta; Magnoliopsida; Lamiales; Phrymaceae.